Molecule: messenger RNA, 1849 nt
Organism: Tigriopus californicus
Lineage: Eukaryota; Metazoa; Arthropoda; Copepoda; Harpacticoida; Harpacticidae
Product: carboxylesterase 1C-like
Exons: 4
Coding region: 52-1776 (574 amino acids)
Source: RefSeq, a predicted model, not a curated record
UUCCUCAGUUAACAAACGAUAUCCAAGAACAAGAGCAAUCAAACUGUCACAAUGAGAAUCAACACAACAAUUGCUGUUUUGCUCCCUCUUAUUUUAUCCAGUACAUCUGGAAGCAUUUUCCGACAUCCAAAGAUUACAAUUCCUGGAGUGGGACGUCUUAAGGGCUCCUAUCUGAAGUCUGAUUUCACAAAGCGAUCCAUCGAUGCCUACUAUGGGAUCCCUUAUGGGAAAUCGCCCGAAGGUGAACGGCGAUUCGCCCCACCCCAGCCUGCGGAUCCGUUGAAUCAAGGCGAUGAAAACUACGAUGCCACUUUGACACAUUACACAUUUCACCCGAGCAAGAUAUGCGCCCAAUCCUCGAGCACGAAAAAAGGAGUCCUUGGAAGCGAGGAUUGCCUGAAUCUCUCGGUCUUUGUUCCAAGUAAGAAAGAUCGCACCACGGCCGGACCACUACCUGUGCUGUUUUACAUUCAUGGAGGGGCUUUUUACUUUGGAACUUACACUGGCCAAGGCCCCAAAAUGCUUCUGGAAGAGGACAUUAUUUUGGUUGAGGCUCAUUAUCGACUUGGCCCUCUUGGAUUUAUGUGUUUACCGGAGGACGGGAUCUACGGCAACAUGGGUCUCCAAGAUCAGAUUCUAGCCUUAAAGUGGGUUCAACAAAACAUUGCCGCCUUCGGAGGCGAUCCCAAUCAAGUUACCAUCUUUGGGGAGUCCGCGGGAAGUGCUUCAGUGACGCUACUCAUGCUCAGUCCACAAGCUGAAGGUUUGUUCCAUCAAGCCAUUGGCGACUCUGGAUCAGCUAUUUCAGGUUGGGCAGUGGACAAUUUUCCUGAGGCCAGUGCUUUGAAAUAUGCAGAAUUCACGAAGUGCCCUUUAACGCCCAGGGAGGCUAUGGUUUCUUGUCUGAAAUUUGAGCGCACAACUCAGGAGUUGGUGAACGCCCACGAACAGUUCCGAAACUAUUCCUUGGCUCGGGGUAGUUUGGGUUUUGGGGCUUCCACACCUUGUGUUCAGCCCGCCGAUAGUGACCAGGCUGUCUUAACUAGCCAUCCAUUGACACUUUUAAAGCAGGGAAAGAUCCACAACUCGGUUCCAGCUAUCUUUGGAACGCUGCGUGACGAAGGCAAAAUGUUCCUGGGAAUGUUUGUCCGAGAUUUUCUCAAGCCCUUGGGACUCACACACAAUUCAGUUUUUCUCACCCAAGGGCUUGUCCCGGCUGUGUUGCAAGCUCUCAAUGUGGUCAUAGACUACAACGUGGUGUCCGAAGUGGUGUCCAGUUAUUUCCGUCCAACUGAGCUGGGCAAUUUGGACCGCAUGAUUCCGGGUUUGAUCAGUCUCUUUAGCACCUACUUCAUCAAAGAGUCAACGUACACAUUUGCACUGAACAAUGCCAAAUUGAGCCCCACCUACUUUUACUCGUUCUCCUACAAUGGACCCAACACCCUGUACUACUUAUUUGCCGAUGAUCCAACCGGAAACGAUGUGGAAAUGCCCGAUGCCGUCAGUCAUGCUGAUGAGCUCAUUUAUCUCUUUGACCUUCCCUUGAUCAAGCUGAACUCCAAUGAUACGGAAGUGGCCAAGAAGAUGGUGAAAAUGUUUGCUGAAUUCGUACAACAUGGAGAUUUCGGAUACCUUGGCACUGAGAGCUUCAGUGUUCCCUCUUUGGAUCCGCUUGACCCCAUUGGCAACCCGUUCUUGGAGAUGAACUUGCACAGUUCCGUUCAAGACAACUACCCUUCCACAUAUUCUCUCCGUGUUCAAUCUGAUGAGUCCUAGGAUCUGAUUCGAAUGAUUUCGAAAUAUACUUAACGUACUAUCUAGCAUUGUGCCGGUACAUUACUCAACCUGA